Messenger RNA from Aphidius gifuensis, 2609 nucleotides. It is a transcript of the gene Mad1, whose product is annotated as mitotic spindle assembly checkpoint protein MAD1. Lineage: Eukaryota; Metazoa; Arthropoda; Insecta; Hymenoptera; Braconidae. The coding region runs from base 156 to 2336 and encodes 726 amino acids. Gene Ontology annotation, cellular component: kinetochore; mitotic spindle; nuclear envelope. Gene Ontology annotation, biological process: attachment of mitotic spindle microtubules to kinetochore; mitotic spindle assembly checkpoint signaling. The record is from RefSeq and is a predicted model, not a curated record. The transcript is spliced from 3 exons.
AAUCGUGACGUAAGACAUUGUUAAAGACUGUUAAAGACGUUAACAUAAACAAUUGUGUCGUGAGUUUAUAGACUGAUUUAUUGUUUAUAAUAAUUGUGUUAAACAAAUGAUAAUUUGUAGCUUCAAUAUUUAUUGUUGCUGGUUCAAUUUGAAAAAUGUCAAAUAAAAUGGGUGAUGAAGAUGCAACAUCAGUAAUUCGAAUGCUUAAUAGCUUCAGACGUUCAACUGAAAAUCGUAAUAGUGCACCAUCAUUACGUGUAUCAACAUCAGGAAUAACACCACCAUUAUCAAUGUCUAUGUAUAAUGACAGUAGUCUAGCAACACCAUCAAGUUUUAGAAAAAAUAGUAUAUCAUCAUCAACAUCAAUGAAUCAUACUAAUGAUAUACAUUCAUCAGUAACAAAAUCAUUUAUUGAUUAUAAUGAAUGUACACCACCAAAACGUCAAAAACUUGAUACUAAAAAUACAUCUGAAUCUAAUACAAAUGUACCAACAAGUCCAUGGGAAUGGAGACGUUUAAAGAGUGAAAAUUUAUCACUUCGUACACGUUUAUCACAUCAAGAAAUAACAGUACAAAAAUUACAUCAAAUAAGACGUGAAAUUGAUCAAGUAUUUGCUAAAGAAAAAAGUAUAUUAGAAAAUAAAAUUGAAAUGGAUAAAUCAACAAUUGAACAAUUAGAAAAACGUCUUGAAUUAGCUAGAAAAAAUACACAAGAAACACAAGAAUCAUUGUCAUUAGUUGAAAAUGAAUUAUUUCAAGUUAAAACAAAAAUGGAUCAUGAUAUAGCUGAAUUAACUAAAAAAAAUUCAUUAUUAAUUGAAGAAUUACGUCAUGCAAAUAAUAUGAUUAAUUCAUCAUCAUCAUCAUCAUCACCAAAACCAUCAAUUAAUGAUGAAACUGAAGAAUUAGAAUUAAAACUUGAAACAGCUGAGGAUAGAAUUGCUGAACUUGAAGAAAAAUUACGUGAACAUUUAAUGUCAAAAGAAGAUAUUGAAAUACAAAAAAUAACAUUACAAAAUGCAAAAUUAAAAAUUCAAAGUUUAGAAAAUGAACGUGCAUUAUGGGAAGAAGGUAAAGCAUUAACAGCACGUGCUGCACGUGCAAAUGAACUUGAAAGAGAAUUAAAUCAAGCACAUGAAAUGAUAUCAUCAAUGCGUGAAAUAGUAAAAGGUAAACUAUUACUUGAAGAACAAAUGUCAAAUUUAAAACAAAGAAUUGAACAUACUGAACAAAUUGAACAACAAGUUGCAACAUUAGAAGUACAAAAAAAUGAAUUAAUUAAUAAAUUAAAUGAAUAUGAAGCAAUUGGUAUUGGUAAUUGUCCAGGUGAUUUAAUGCGUGAAAUAAAUCGUCUUCAACAUUCUGAAGCUGUAUUAACAUCUGAAGAAGGUCAAUUACGUUCAAAAGUUGAUUCAUUACAACGUGAAAACCAAUUAUUACAAAAUAAAUUUAAUGAAACAAAUAAAAUUGCAACUGAUAUGACAACAUCAAGUGAUAGAUUAAAUAAACUUGUUGGUAGAUUACAAAAAAGAAUGUUAUUAGUUACAAGAGAACGUGAUAGUUACAGACAACAAUUGGAUCUUUAUGAAAAAGAAAUAUCAACAAAUGAUAGUACAAAUGCUAUUACUGAAAGAAUACCUGCAUUAGAAAAAUCACUUGAAGAUUAUAGAAAUUUAGUUACAAAAUUAGAAGAAGAUUUAAUUGCAAUAUCUGAUCCUGAAAUAAUUAAAUCAAAAGAUGAAUGUUUUAAAUUACGUGAAGAAAUAAAAAAACUUAAAGGAGAAUUAGAACAUCGUGCAUUAAAAGGUGAUUUUAAUUGUAAUGCUAAAAUUUUACAUUUUAAAAUGAAUCCAGCUGAAAUUGCAAGUCAAUUAGCUGAAGAUAAACAAAAAGCAUUACUUCAAGAAGUUGAAGAAUUACGAGCAAUGGUACAAUUGGGAAAUGCUGGAGUAUCUGGAAUUGCUAGUUCUUCUCUUUAUGCACAAGAUGUUGCAGAUUUAAAACAAACACAUGAAAUUAAAAUUGCUCGUCUAAAAGAAGCCUUCAAAGUAUCAUCACAAGAAUAUAGACAAGCUUGUUAUCAAUUAUUUGGCUGGAGAGUUGAUAGAACAAAAGAAGGAAGAUAUAAAUUAUCAAGUCAAUAUGCUGAAUCACCAGAUGAUUAUUUAUUUUUUCAAGUUGGUGAAGGAGUUGAUUUACUUGAGACAGCAUUUUCAGCAACACUUGGUGAGCUUAUUGAACGUCAUCUUCAAAUACAACAUAGUGUUCCAAUGUUUCUUAAUGCUGUACAAACAGAAUUAUUUUCACAACAAACAAUGAUCAGUGCUAUGACAUAAUUUUCUUAAUUUAAAAAAUAAUAUAUAAUCAUAAAAUAUUAAUAAGUUUAUACACGUAAAUAAUUUCAGUUAAAUUGAUUACUUAUUUUUUCUUUUUACAAUAUUUUUUUUCUUUUUUUUUUUACAUUAAAUAUUAGAGGGAUUCUCUGUUAUUAAUUAUUAUCUAUUAAAAAGGCAUUCUUUCUUAUGCAUCUAUUUAAUGAGCAGUUUUUUUUUAUUCAAUAUAACAGUAUGUAAAAAUAAUUUGAAAAAAUAAACUACGAAUAAUAUUAA